AUGAGAAUUCUUAUGAUAAAAGAAAUACAAUCUCUUACAGUGAUAUUGGGUACUGUUAGAGGCAAUAAUGUUACGCACAACAAUCCCAUACUACCUGGGUGGCACAGCGAUUCCAGUUGCGUCUUUGUCCCUGAGUUCGACAACACCUUUUUCUGCACCACAUCAAGUUUCAUGGCACUUGCAAGUAAUGCUCUAAGCCGAGUGGCCCAGCUACCCGAAGUUCAAACUGCAACAAAUGAGCAAUUCACCGGCAUGCUUGCCAACACUCUGCGGUACCACAAGGGAAAAUUCUAUCCCAUCUCGGCAUGGAUCAAUACCACAUUUGGCGUACCUCGCUCUGUUCUGAGCACGGCAACCGAUCCUUUCGACGACAGCUCAUGGAGUGAUUACCUGUUUGUCCAAACAUCUGGUUUCACGAUUGACCCCGAUAUCUUCUUUGAUGACGACGGUACCGUAGUAGUUGCGUCUUCGGGGAGUCCCAUUCAAGCUUGCUAUUUGGACAUGACUACUGGGAAUACGAGCAAACCAUGGCCAUUGUGGAACGGUACGGGUGGUGCCAGUGCGGAGGGACCUCACAUCUUUAAGAAAGAUGGCUACUACUACCUAUUGAUCGCAGAAGGAGGUACUCAACUCGGGCAUCGAGCGAGUAUGGCGCGCGCAAUGAAUUUGACGGGCCCAUGGGAAGCUUCACCAAACAAUCCUCUAGUCUCUAAUAGCGGAACUAAUGAAUAUUUUCAAACCGUAGGGCAUGUAGACCUAUUUCAGGACGGAAAAAAAGAAGUGCCAAGCAAGGGUUGGCCAUACGCUGACCAGGUGCGUGGAAAGAUGCAGGGGCCACUACAAAAGCGAAACUCCUUGACACCCAGCAAGGGUUUGAGCAUUGCUAGGGGAGCGCCUGAUGUUGUGGAUUCUUCGCCAGGAUCUAAGAUACCACCGCAUUGGAUUUUCUGGCGCGCUCCCUUCAACAGUUCAACCUUCCAGAUAUCACCCAAAGGUCACCCGAACCAACUUCAAAUUCAGUCCGCAAGGGCGAACCUCACAGCUGAUGCGCAAUUAAAUGCCUCCCGGGAAGGACUCUCAGCCGUGUUCCGGCGACAGGAGCACAUCUUCUUCAACUACACUGUCGACCUGCACCCCAACUUCGGCAAAUCAGCAGGCGACGAACUGGGCGGAUCAAACUUUCUGAACCAAGACCAGCACGUGGAUCUCGGCAUCGUCUACCUCAACAACACUACUAGCAGUGGUGCUCUGCAGCCUUAUUUCCGUUUCAGAGCAAACUCCGUACGCUAUCCCAUUCCUCAAGAAAAAAUCGAGCCGAUCCCCCAAUCCUGGCUGACAAGUCCCAUCCACAUACACAUCUCUCCAAACAACAAAAGCAGCUACAGUUUCUUUGCAUCACCAAGCACGAGAAGUCACGAAGAGAGACACAUUGUCGAUUAUAGUACUGCACUUCUUGCUGGAGACGGUGCUGGAUCGGGGGGACUUGUUGGGGUUUACGCAACGACAAAUGGAAAUUCUGCCACGUUCCGCGGAUACAUGAGUAGAUGGCGGUGUAGUGGAGUAGCGCAAAAGAUUGACUAUGAUACUUUGGUGUCUUUUUAG
Bipolaris zeicola 26-R-13 is the source of this 1602-nucleotide messenger RNA. Its product is annotated as glycoside hydrolase family 43 protein. NCBI's taxonomy places the organism in Eukaryota, Fungi, Ascomycota, Dothideomycetes, Pleosporales, Pleosporaceae. The record is from RefSeq and is a predicted model, not a curated record. Gene Ontology annotation, molecular function: hydrolase activity, hydrolyzing O-glycosyl compounds. The transcript is spliced from 3 exons. The coding region runs from base 1 to 1602 and encodes 533 amino acids. Gene Ontology annotation, biological process: carbohydrate metabolic process.